Sorex fumeus (smoky shrew) is the source of this 2774-nucleotide messenger RNA. RefSeq names its product histone acetyltransferase p300-like. Gene Ontology annotation, cellular component: transcription regulator complex; nucleus; histone acetyltransferase complex. NCBI's taxonomy places the organism in Eukaryota, Metazoa, Chordata, Mammalia, Eulipotyphla, Soricidae. The transcript has 2 exons. The record is from RefSeq and is a predicted model, not a curated record. Bases 92 to 1342 code for a protein of 416 amino acids. Gene Ontology annotation, biological process: positive regulation of transcription by RNA polymerase II. Gene Ontology annotation, molecular function: chromatin DNA binding; transcription coactivator activity; histone acetyltransferase activity.
UAGAAAUUGUACCAUCUCGGAGGGAGAAGGCCCGGGGCGUGGAGGACUGGGGCCUGUGUAUCACCUGCUGUAACAAUAAAAAGACCACAAAAUGGAGAAGCUCGGCCUCGGCCAAGAGGAGGAGAACAACAACCAGCAGGCUGUGGCCGCGCAGAACCCAGAAGACUCGCGCCACCUGAGUAUCCAACGCUGCAUCCAGUCCCUGGUGCAUUCCUGCCAGUGCCACAACGCCAGCUGCUCCCUGCCGUCCUGCCAGAAGAUGAAGCGGGUCAUGCGCCACACCCAGGGCUGCAAGCAGAAAACCAAUGGCGGGUGCCCCAUCUGCAAGCAGCUCAUUGCUGUCUGCUGCUACCAUGCCAAGCGCUGCCAGGACAACAAGUGCCCCAUGCCCUUCUGCUUAAACAUUAGGCAAAAGCUCCGGCGGCAGCCGCUGCAGUACCGGCUCCUGCAGGUCCAGAUGAUCCAAAGGAGGUUGGCCUGCAUGCAGCGGACUAGGGCGGUUGGGCAGCAGCAGGGCCUGCCUUCCCCGACUCCUGCCACUCCAACCACGCCAGCGGGUCAGCAGCCAAGCGGCCCGCAGACACCCCAGCCCCAGCCCCAGCCCCCCUCGCAGCCUCAACCCACCCCUCCCAGCAGCAUGCCACCCUUCAUGCCCAGUACUCAGGCGGCUGGCCUUGCGUCCCAGGAUAAGGCUGAAGGCCAGGUGACCCCCCCAACCGACCCUGAGACUGCUCAGCCACCUUUUCCUGGGCCCCCACCAGCAGCGGUCGAAAUGGCCGUGCAGCCCAGUGGGCAACUGGAGGUAGGGGCGGGGCCCACAGGCAUGCAGCAGCAACCACCGUGGGCCCCAGGAGGAAUGCCUCAGGCCCAGCCGCUCCAGUCUGGGAUGCCAAGGCCGGCCAUGGUGUCCGUGGCCCAGCCUGGUCAGCCUUUGAACGUGGCUCCCCAGCCGGGACUGGGCCAGGUGGGCGUGAGCCCUCCCAAGCCGGGCGCAGUGUGUCAGCAAGCCUUACGGGAGCUCCUGCGGAUUCUGCGCUCUCCCAGCUCUCCCCUGCAGCAGCAGCAGGUGCUGAGUAUGCUUCAUGCCAACCCCCUGUUGUUGUGUGCAUUCAUCAAGAAGCGGUCUACCCAGCGUGCCAACUCCAAUGCACAGCCCCCCCCUGGGCAGCCGGGCAUGCCCCAGGGCCAGCCUGGGCAGCAGCCUCCUGCCAGGCCAGGCCAGCAGGGCGUCCGCAACAAUCCCGCCAUGCAGAACGUGAACCCCAUGCAGGCCGGCGUCCUGCAGCCAGCCUGGCGUCACAGAGGCAGCGGUAGCAGCUGCAGCCGCCGCUGGGCGGGCUGAGCCCCCAGGCGCAGCAGAUGAACAGGAACCACAGCGCCAUGGCUUCGUGGUUCCGAGACGUUUCCAUAGACUCCAGCAGAGGCUGCGGGGUGGGGGGGGGGCACGCUGGUCGGGCUCAUUCCCUGUCUAGCCAACUGAAACCCCUCCAGCAGCACCCCACUCCAGCCCUUCCCCGAGGAUGCAGCCUCAACCUUCUCACCACGUGUCCCCACAGACCAGUUCACCACAUCCCGGACUGGCAGCUGCCCAGGCCAACCCCAUGGAACAAGGGCAUUUUGCCAGCCCGGACCAGAACUUGAUGCUUUCUCAGCUUGCUAACAAUCCAGGCCUGGCACACAGCUGACUCGGGUUCAAUGAUCCCCAGCAUCCCAUGUGAUUCUCUGAGCACUACCAGUGGUCAUUCCUGAGUGCAGAACCAGGAGUAACCCCUGUGCAUCGCCAGGUGUGACCCCAAAAAAAAAGAAGAAAAAAAAAGUGCCAUAGCCUGUUUGUAGUUAAAGCAAACAUACAAGAUAAACCUGAGGCAUGGUGUAAUACAAAGAAUUUACCCUAGUUAUGGCUGGUUCCUGCCAACCUUUUUUUUCUUUGUUGUGUUGUUCAAGUGUGCACUGGGAGGAGGCUGAGGUCUGUGAUGCCAACCACAUGCUCCUGUGUUGCACCUCCCAUAGGUUUUACUAUUUUUUGUAAGUUAAUAUAUGUAAUUUUAAUAGUUAUUUACUAGUCUGCAUGGUUGACAUUUUUCCCUAUUUUCCUCACUUUAUGGAAAAAUUAAGUAAAAAGUUAAAAAAUUUUAAACCAGAACAAAUGGGGUUAAUGUUACUUUAAAAUUACAUUCUAUAUAUUGUGAACUACUUUAUGAAAGUAGAAUACAUAACAUUUUUUAAAAAUUACAUUGUAUAUUAAAAUAUCAGUUUUUCUCUCUAGUGCAAAGAUGUUUGUUGUUUUUGAAUUAUAAUUAAAAAAAAAUUCCCUUUCCUACCCUCAUGACAACUUUUGUGCUCCAGAAAAUUUCUAUUCCGUUAAGUUUGUCAGAUCGUAAAGACUUCCAAGUAUUAAAAUAAUUUGUACAUAUAGAGAGAGACAUAGCUUUUUCAAAAUAUAGAGGUAUGUGCCGUAUUGAUGUAUUAUAUUGUGCUGUUUCUUGAAUUUUUUUUGUAAUUCUUAAUUCUAACAGGAAAAAAAAUAGAGGAUGAGAAACAAUUCCAGUGAAACAAUUUUAACCUGCAAAAUGUCCUUGGGGUUUCUUUGCAUGCGUCCUUCCUUCUUAUUCUACCCCCACCCUACACACACACACUCUUUCUGUAAAAUGUGAAAAGAGCAAAAAUCCUCCACUAUUGUAAAACACACAGUUAAAGUUGAUUAGUUAUAAGUAUUAUGAUCACUGUAGAGACUGCUAAGUUUUAUUACCUAUGCUUCAAUAAACUGUGUUCAG